AGACGAUCACACCGAAAUUGUGGCUUGUUUCACUGAGAUCUGCCCAAGAAACUGAUAUGCCACAGAAGAAUAACCGGUUAUAUGCAGUAAACUGUACUCGUAGUCGCAGUGCGCGGUACUCGACCGCGAAGUUCACAGUGCACCAUAAUUUGUUUACAAAUAAAUUUAUUUUAUUUUCCCUGAUUUUGAUUGGUUACUUAAGCGAUGGCCAUUCCGUCAAACAUUACCAACCAAGCGAAGAUCGUUCAUUUUUGGCGAUACCGAUUCGAAACACCAAUGAGUGUGUACGGAUAUAAUGCAUCGUCGACAACCCGUGACGUAAGGAAUCGAACAACAGCAGUGGACUAUCAGCAGGAGACUACCACGUUCCCGCCACGCCCAUCUCCCGUCAACCCACAGGAAUGGGCAGCGUACCGCACCAAAGUAAUUGUGGCCGUGGCCGUUCCCGCCGUCAUUCUCGCCAUGCUCAUAUGGUUUGUCAUAUACCGGUGUCGGCAACAUCGAAUUCGUCGGAGUGCGGACGAAGAUGCCUUUCGCGCUAUGGUUGAUCAGUUCCUGGCCGACGAAGCCGAAGAGGAAGAGCAUAGGCAAGCCAAUGGCUUACCGUUGCCACCGUUAGACAUCGAGACGUUGCAGCAAAUCGAGGUCACCAACGAGUCCGACGACAUAUGUCCAACCUGUCGACAGACCUUCGCCGUCGGCGAAAUGAAGAUGCUUCUGCCCUGCGAUCACGUUGCCAUGCGACUUGCUUGACCACCUGGCUGACGAUCUACUCGCGCCAAUGUCCCGUUUGCAGGCAACCUGUACAGAUUGUUGAACUUGCCGCGAGUCUUUCGUCUCCGGUCAAAGCUGACACUGUAUCUGCUCCUGGAUGACUAAGCUUAACGGCUAACCGAAUUUCCAUGUUCUGCUUUAAUGUUCUUUUUUAAAAGUCAAUCAAUUCAGUGCAAAUGCAUCUGUAACACAAUAAGGCAUGGUUUACAUGCUUGUGGUCUUUUGCCGGUUGUGCUUGAUUCGUCCGUGAAUACGCAUAAGAAAACUUGAAAGAAAUUAUUAACCGUUGCUUUAUACGAUGCAAUAUUUUCCUUCUGCUGUAAUAGUGUUUUCGUUGGUUUAGAAAGUGUGGCAUCAGUACAAAGGCCCAAAGGUCAGUUUGUCAUUAAUAGCUCCGUCUGGCAGUAAAAUUCUUUCAUGUUCGUCACAA
Molecule: messenger RNA, 1204 nt
Organism: Paramacrobiotus metropolitanus
Lineage: Eukaryota; Metazoa; Tardigrada; Eutardigrada; Parachela; Macrobiotidae
Exons: 4
Coding region: 205-753 (182 amino acids)
Source: RefSeq, a predicted model, not a curated record